Molecule: messenger RNA, 747 nt
Organism: Cryphonectria parasitica EP155
Lineage: Eukaryota; Fungi; Ascomycota; Sordariomycetes; Diaporthales; Cryphonectriaceae
Product: heme peroxidase
Exons: 2
Coding region: 1-747 (248 amino acids)
Biological process (GO): response to oxidative stress
Molecular function (GO): peroxidase activity; heme binding
Source: RefSeq, a predicted model, not a curated record
AUGGCUUUGGUUGCCACUACCCAGGCCCAAUGUCCUGCUAUCUGGGGCACUGUGGCUUCAGACCUCAAGUCCAAUCUCUUCUCGACUUGCAACAAUGACACCCGGGCCGCAAUUCGCCUGCCAUUCCACGACUGCUAUGCCGGAGCCUGUGAUGGGUCCAUCAUUCUCAGCGAUGAAUGUGCAACACGCGCUGAGAAUGUACAACUCGUGGAUAUUUGCACCACUCUGGGUGACAAGGCCACCGAGUACAAUGUCAGCGUGGCGGAUCUAAUCCAAGUCGCGGGUGCUAUUGCCGUGGCACAAUGCCCUCCAGGGCCAACGGUGACGGUGCAAGUCGGCCGAACGGACACCUCGACUGCCAACCCAACCGCAAUUCCCGGUCCCAACACGAACGCCACGACCCUCAUCGCCGGCUUCGAGGCCAAGGGCUUCACGGCCAAGGAGCUCGUAGCCCUCGUCGGGUCUCACUCUGCCGCCAGGAGCCUCGCUGGUGUUCCAUUCGAUACCACGGUGGACAAGCUGGACAGCCCAACCUACUACGGCGAGGUGCUGAACGGCACGCAGCCCGCCAGCAUUGCCUCCGACCAGGAUCUUGCAGAGAACAACGCGACCAAUGCUGCGUGGAUUGAGUACAGAGACAGCCAGAGCACAUGGAACACGGACUUUGCAAGUGCCUUUGAGAAGAUGGCACUUCUCGGUGUGGACGAUACGGGACUCGUGGAUUGUACCAGCACAAUUUUUGGUUAA